This is a messenger RNA of Eufriesea mexicana, 2050 nucleotides long. RefSeq names its product Krueppel-like factor 7. Gene Ontology annotation, biological process: regulation of transcription by RNA polymerase II. Bases 861 to 1805 code for a protein of 314 amino acids. The transcript has 5 exons. Lineage: Eukaryota; Metazoa; Arthropoda; Insecta; Hymenoptera; Apidae. The record is from RefSeq and is a predicted model, not a curated record. Gene Ontology annotation, molecular function: DNA-binding transcription factor activity, RNA polymerase II-specific; RNA polymerase II cis-regulatory region sequence-specific DNA binding.
GUCAACGUUCGUGUUUACUCGGUGAUUUCCCCGAGAGGUUUGACGAAGCUCGGUAGACCGCGAUUAACCGCAUCCUCCGCAUGGAUCGCGAAAAAUCGUCACUUCCCUUUGCGACAUGGAAACGAGAAGUAUCAAAAAGAUCAUUCUGAGAAGAAUUAUUAAACGAGGAUUGCAUUAAGCACAGUAAAAUAAUUCCUUGAUCAAACGCAACUAACUUGGUAGCUUAUAUUAGUAGCUAUUUUUACCGAUCUAUUUAAAACAUCUAAUAUAUCCCUAACUCUAAAUUAUAAAUCGUCUUCGUGAUUUCUCGCUGUAGAAAAUUCUCCGAUCAAAAAGACAAGGCUCAAACGUUCUGAAAGAAUAAACAGAAAUCGUUAAAUAUCGAAAGUAAACAGAAUUCGUAAAAAUUUCGAAGUAUUUCGAAAUAUCGGCAAGGUAGAUCCCGAACGAUAUCGACAUUUCGCAAAAGAGGAUCAGAAACGAUAAAAAUAUAAUUUCCGAGCCUGUGAUUCGUGUCGUGACGAUCGAUCGAACGAAACUGUGGAACGAGCCCAUCCACCAGACGAAACGUCCCGCGAUCGUGCAUCGGUCCGAAAAGUCAAUAAAUCGUCGGUUUUCUUGUUGCGGCGCGCGGAGCGGGCCAAGCUCGGUCGAUAAAUCAACGUCGAUUUGAUCCCCGCGCAGGCAUCAAUUACGGGACCUUCCCUUUGACAUUAAUUUAUUAGCGGUGGGAAACGUAAUAUCGCGAAUGAUCGGCGGCCCGGCCGUCGUUCGAGGCGUGACGCGGAAAACCGGCGAGGAAGAGGAAGAGGAGAGAAAGAGUGACCACCGGUUGAGCAGCUUUCGGCAGCGUGGCAAAGAUGACGGACGAGCUGUUGUUCUCCGCGUUGGGCCUGACCACGGACACUAGUGUCGAGAGACAACUGUUCUCCAUCAACUCGACAACCUUCACUUGCGACUACGAUGCCUCCUCUUGUAGAACGCCGCGCAGCGACGACUCAGAGACUAUAGAUGGCCAUGCGACCAACAUUGGGAAUACAGUAGAGUGUUAUACUAAUUUGACUUGCCCGGUGAAGACAUCUUGGAACGAGUGGACUGAUAACAAUUCCACGCCUUUGUCAGGUACAGGGUGUCUGAGCGAGCUAAGCGAACUAAGCGAGUUAGACUCUGAGCUGGAAUGGUGUUUAGACAAAAGCUGGAACUCUGGACUACCAGAGAGGACACCGUUGUGCACUGCAGGAUGCGAGGGUUUCCUGCACCUACCACUGCCCAGUCCUCAGCAAACGUUCCAACGAGAGGAGCCAUUGUGGGUGCUCGGAAUCGAUUUGAGAGCACUCGAUGACACUUUGGAAACUGGCAGAAUAGAUUACAACAAUAACCAAGUAGAAGAAAAUAUAUCAUCAGCAGCUGCUGCAGCACUAGCAACCCACGACUAUACUAAUCGAAGUUUGGCAAAUGCGUCAGAGGAUCGAUGCUUUCCUUGCACUUACCAAGGAUGUGUGAAGGUCUAUGCAAAAGCAUCUCACCUGAAAGCUCACCUACGUCGACACACCGGUGAGAAACCAUUUGCAUGCACAUGGUCUGGCUGUGGAUGGCGCUUUAGCCGAUCCGAUGAAUUAGCCAGGCAUCGACGAUCGCAUUCAGGCGUAAAGCCUUAUCCUUGCGAAAUGUGUUCAAAGAGAUUUGCACGCAGCGACCAUCUGGCCAAACACCGCAAAGUACAUCGGAAGAACGCAUACCCAUUAUUCCAUGGGGGUAGAGGUAUACGUGGAGGAAAGAUGAACAUUCUGCCAGCGGAGAUUUAGUAAAUUUUCCUUGUGUAACGUAACAACGAUGAUGGCGUUGAAGGGACUGACGUCAAGAGAAUUUUCUUCCAGAUUUCUCGAAUCAACAGCUUUGUUGCUUCCUUGCAAUGAUCCUCGAUCAAACAAUCGUGAAGAGAAAUCGUACUUUGUUUCUGAUGUAUGAAGAUCAUGAAAAAUCAUUUCCAUUUUGAAAUUUUAGCAAGGAAAUAUCUUUUUGAUGAUUAAUUUGAUAUAUGAAACGAAAA